CUCGGAUGUUUCGUUUUAUUUUAAUAAUAAAUAUACGAAUGACGUUCAUCAUAUGUAAGGUUUGUCGUUUAAAUUCAUUUCCUGUAACAAAUAAACCACAUCCUUUUUAAACUUCAAACUUAACUGGAACCUCGAGCGAAAUUCGUCAACAAAGGUUAUAUUGUCAUAGAAUAGAUGAUGCUCAGUAGGUAGGUUUUCUGUUUACUACUUGGACACUAAAAAUAUUUGACUUUUAGAAUCAACAAAUAUCGUUAAAGCAUUCAAGGGAAAAAACAAUAUGUUUGGGCAGUGUUAAAAAUCUUCUAACAAUUCGUAUUCUUCAUAAGAAAAUGUAUCCGAUAAACAUUUCAACCAAACAGUGUGAAUAAAUAAUAAACAUUAACUGAAAAUUGAAUAAUAUUCACCUAGAAUAUAUUAUUGCGAAAUUGGCUAUGAAAUUUUGUCUAAAUUUAAUACUGCUGUUUUUAUCGUAAAAUACAACCGUAAAGGUAAUUGAACACAUUUCUCGUUGUUUAAGCUGCUGGUAUGUCAGCCCGUGUAAUGCAUAAUUGUGUUGACAUGAUUAAGUAAAAGUAAGAAAGCAAUGUAGAAACAUUAUCUCAGUGUUUUCGCACGCGUAAAGAUUUACCGUUUUUCUCGUAUUCUAACUGAUGUCAACUUCAAAAUGCAAGUGUAGCGAGUUGAAAUUUAAAACACAAACGAACAACGUGAUACGCGACAAUCGAAACAGAGUAACAAAGAUUUUGAAGAUGAAGAAAAGUGACGGUGCCAGCUAUCAGUCCAUUUGAAGAAAAGCGCAUCUACUUUCAUUGCCAACAUUUAAGUGAUUGCCAGCUGCAGUGAAACACAUUAUACCACAAUAAAUGCCGAGGAAAUGAUUCGACCGUAUUGACCGAACUAUUAGCUGCAGUGCGUCUCCCAACACGAGCCUGACCAAAGGCUAAAUACCGCCGCCGGACAGUCAAAUCACAGCUAUGGACGACAAUAGUAACUAUACAGUUGUACCGUUGUACGGGGUAAACCUAACAACGGUAACGGCGUUGACGGGUAUUGCGGUUACCGAAGAACCACAAGGAGUGGAGUGUUGCGAUAACGGUUCAGAUCCUUACCUUAACGUUACCCACGAGAUGCCCGUUGAGUACGCUAGACCCAUGUACGGGUUCGUCAUGCCUUUGCUUCUUUUGGUCACGAUUGUAGCAAACACUUUAAUUGUCGUCGUCCUGUCCAAACGUCACAUGCGGACUCCGACAAAUGUAGUCCUCAUGUGCAUGGCCUUGUCAGACAUGUUCACUCUGCUGUUCCCAGCUCCAUGGCUAUUCUACAUGUACACUUUGGGCAACCAUUACAAACCACUGUCGCCUGUUGAAUCCUGCUACGCGUGGUAUGCCAUGAACGAAGUCAUACCCACCAUGUUCCACACAGCGUCCAUUUGGCUAACAUUAGCUCUGGCCGUGCAAAGAUAUAUAUAUGUCUGUCACGCACCUGUGGCAAGAACGUGGUGUACAAUGCCGAGGGUAUUAAAAUGUGUUGCCUGGAUAUCUGUAAUGGCAUCACUUCAUCAAUCAACAAGAUUUUUAGAUAGAACAUAUGAACCAGUAAAAAUAUCUUGGAGAGGUCAAGACUCUGUAGUCGUUUGUAGAAUGAAACACGCAUACUGGGUUGAACACUGGAUAACAUUGGAUGUUUAUUUUACUCUUUACUAUGCUUUCCGCGUUGUCUUCGUUCAUACCGGGCCUUGCAUAUCCCUCGUGGUAUUGAAUUUAUUACUUUUCAGGGCCAUGAGAGAUGCUCAACUGAAAAGAGACAAAUUAUUCAAAGAAAAUCGGAAGAAUGAAUGUAAACGUCUGAGGGAUUCCAAUUGCACAACAUUAAUGCUAAUUGUCGUUGUUACCGUUUUUUUAAUGACCGAAAUACCAUUAGCGGUGGUAACGGUGUUACACAUUAUUUCCAGCAGCAUCAAAGAAAUUCUAGAUUAUUCAGUGGCCAACUUGUUAGUGUUAUUCACAAAUUUCUUCAUAAUUGUCAGUUACCCUAUCAACUUCGCCAUUUAUUGUGGUAUGUCCAGACAGUUUCGAGAGACUUUCAAAGAGCUGUUCAUUAGAGGAUCAGUACAAAUCAACCGCAAACAUGGAGUCGGAGGUAGUUCUCGUUACUCGUUAGUCAACGGCCCCAGGACGUGUACCAACGAGUCUUUGCUUUAAACUUAAGCACUACUUUAAAACAAAAGCCCAAUACAGUAUUGUUUUUGUCUAUUGACUGUGUGUUUUUUUUCUCACUAAAUCGUAUUUUAGUCGUACCGACACACAUAAUCAGUGAAAUGAAAUAUCAGAAAUAUAUAUUUAACUAGGUAGUAAUACUUUAAGCACUCUUCGUCACUUUUCAAAUACCCGUUUGUCUUUCUGCGCCGUUCAAAGACGGCGUUUGUUACAUUUUGCCCUUGAUUCACUAAAUGUACAAAAACCAAACUUAAAAAAAAAAAACCUGAGUGAUAGUUAAAAUAUAUAUUUAAUUGACCUUCAACAAACACUAUUUAAUUAAAAAUAAUUUUGUUGUAAUUUCACUAACAUAUUGUAUUUAUGUUCUUUCCACUUGUUCCGACAUUAGAACGGACUGAUCUCUAAAAAGAACAAAAUAGUCUUGAUGAAAUUAUGUACAUAUAAUAAGAUAAUUAAGUUAAUGUGGAUUUUUUAUAGAAAGUAAUAUAUUAAUUUAUAGAUAUUGUAAACCUUAUAUGCUAUGCACUGUAUAUUAACUACAGUAUAUAUACUGUUGAUAGAUAAUUUUAAUCGAUAGACAUGUAUAUAAUUGUUUAAUAAGAACAAUCAACUGUCAUCGUGGAAAGGUGAAACUAGCUGAUAGAAAAUUUAUUUUAUUUUUUUUAUUAUUACUUGAAAAUGUAAAAAUGAAGUACUCUUUAUGAAUUAAUGACUAAACUAUUUAUUCUUAAAUAAUAAUAAAAACAAAACUUUACUUCAACAAUUAAAAAUUAAGAAUAAUCUACCACAGCAGAUAACAAAUUUAAAAUAUUUACCACAUAAACAUUAAUUAUGAAAUAAACUUUAAAUAUAGAUGAAACGGUGGUAAUUAAUAAAAAAGUUGUAUUUACCACAAGCACAGACACAGCAGGAGUUUUUUUUUAUUAGGAGAGAAGGUUAUUUUACUAUUUCUGUUAUUUUAAAAUAACUCCUAUCGCCUCCUGUUAUCUACACCCGAUUUACUGUAAAUACUUAAUUUUUAGGUAAUUAAAAAUUUGAUUAAAAUUUUUUUUUAAUAAUAAUAAAAUGAAAAAUAAAAAUACCGCCGACCCUUAAAUAAUACACUUCUUCUCAUUUCCUUAUAAAAUGCCGUCUUUUUUUCACAAAAGCGAAUUUGUUAUAUGACAUUAAGAAAAAAAUUGAUUGGAAUGGUCGAUAAUAAAAUCUAUUUGAGUUAUCCCGCCAAAACUAUCUCACAGUAAAUUACAGUCCACAUAAUUACAAAAUAUUUAUUGUAAUUAUCAAUACAAAAAUAAAUAUAGUCGAAAAGUAGUUAAGAAAUGUUAAGGGCAAAUAUGUCCUCUGUAGGUACCACAUAUGCCCGCUUAUUCUUAUCUAAUAUAAAAUUAAAACAUGAAUAAUUAAACAUUAAAUAAAUGUCAUUAAAAUGAAUCAUUUCUCAAUAAUUUAAAUAACGAUAUAAAUUUAAAAAUUCAUAGAGCCAAAUUUGAAAAAAAUAUUGUUUGAGUAAUAUUAAUUUGACUUAUGAUUUACGUAAGUGAUGUAAAUAUUUUACAAUAUUACUGUGAUAAACCGUCUUCGUAUCACUGACAGUUAAAUAACCAUCACGUGAUUUUAAUUACUGUUAAGUAUCCAUCAACACUAAUAUAAAAGAAUUCCUCAUUUCUGCUAUGCUUGAUCCCGUUUUUUUAAAAAAUUUUCUUUUCAUAUUACAUUAAAUUUAUAGUUUAUUUGUGGUCGUAUUUCUAUACAUUGAAAAUAAUCAUACAUGUUUAAGCAAAAAUAAUAAUAAUAUGAAAAACAUAUGUCACGUCUAGAAGUUAUAUAUCUCUACUAAACGUAACACAAUAGUGUCUAGUUUUUUCAAUCAGUCACUAGCAAAAAAAAGUAUAUAAAAAAUAUUAAAAAAAACAUUUCACUCUAAAAAUAUAUAAAAAAUAUCUUUUUUGAACGCAAAAGUUAUAAUCAGCCACUUUUUGUGUUGAAAACAAAAUUGAUUCGUUAAAAAUACUUUCAUGAUAUUACAAAAAGUUUUUUAUUCGUGAUUAUGAUUUUUUUUUACGUUAAAAAUUAUGUUUUAUUAAAAAAAUGUAUUCAAUUGCAACAAGUUAAUUAUAAAUAUUUUAUCUAUAGAUAAAUGUGUCUUUGAUACUAUUGAUUUUAGCUAUUUAUAUUAGUGUUUCAGGUAGAUAUUUAUUUAAAUAACCUACUAAUUUGAACCGAAAAAAAAAAUACCAGUUCAUAAAGCAAUAAACAAAUGUUUCUAACCAACACAUUAAAUACUUUGUUGCUACCUAACGACGCGUGCCCAUAAAUAAAAAGAAGAACAAAUUUAAGGGUGCAGUAUAAAAAACUUACAAUUUUUAAAUAAUCUAUGUUCCAUUUACAUUUUUAUAAAUAAAUAAUAAAAAUCACAGUGAUCAUAUCACAUACGUUUUCCGGCAUAAAACUUCUUGCAUGCACUCUUAUUAUUUACUAUAAAAAUUUUACAUCAGUAAACAAAUGAUGGAAAAGGAUACCUUAAAAAAAAGAUAUUGUCAGAACACUAAGUAAUUUUAUUCGUUUACUCAAGGGCAUAACGUCGUUGACCGGAUGAAAUAACUAAGUAGGUAAACAACCCGGUGCAAAGAACAGUAUCAAAAAAUAUAUAUAUGACGCAUUUAUAAAAAUAAAAAGGAUAUAUGGUAAUAUUU
Molecule: messenger RNA, 4909 nt
Organism: Daktulosphaira vitifoliae (grape phylloxera)
Lineage: Eukaryota; Metazoa; Arthropoda; Insecta; Hemiptera; Phylloxeridae
Gene: SPR
Product: sex peptide receptor
Exons: 6
Coding region: 975-2201 (408 amino acids)
Biological process (GO): G protein-coupled receptor signaling pathway
Cellular component (GO): membrane
Molecular function (GO): G protein-coupled peptide receptor activity
Source: RefSeq, a predicted model, not a curated record